GGUGGGGGCUACGACGAACUUGGAAGCCUGGGAGACAAGCCGAUCGUGGACUGAACUGUCCCCAUCACGACAGGAUAUGGACUUGGAGGACGUGGCCAUCGCCUUCUCCCAGGAGGAGUGGGGGCUCCUGGAUGCGGCUCAGAGACUGCUGUACUGCGAGGUGAUGCUGGAGAUCUUUGCACUGGUAGCCUCCGUGGGUUGCUGGCAUAGGACGGAAGAUGACGAGACGCCUUGUGAGCAGAGCGUGUCUGUAGAAGGAGAGUCACCGGUGAGGGCGUCCGAGACGGCGCCGGCCGCCCAGAGGACCCACCCCUGUGAGCGGCGUGGCCUGGCCGUGAAGGCUGUUCGGCCCCUGACUGAGUGCCAGGCCGCAGACCUUGAGCAGAGAGCCUUCCCUGGUGACGCACGUGUGAGAGACUUCUGUUUCCCUGCAAACCCUCACCAGCAGCUGCGGGAAGCCAGUGCCGAGGAGCCCCAGGAAGGAGCUGUGGACGGGGCCUCGCCUGUGACCAGGUGCAGCUGCUGCGUCUCAGGGGCGCCUCCUGCCAGUGGGAAGGUGGGGGAGGGCUUCCCAGCCACCUCAGGCCUUCAGCACCGGGCCCCUGGUGAUCCUGAGGAGCCGCACGAUGGCGGUGAGAGCGGGCAGGCCUUUCCCAGCGGAGAAAAUCGUCUCCGUUCAGGAGGAUGUGCAAAAGCCGCCAGCCCAAACCAGAACCUUGUUCCACGGCCAAGUGUCUGUUCUGGAAAAGGGCUUUGUGAGUGCAGCAAGCGUCGAAAAGCCUUUAGACACAUCUUCAACCUUAUCCACCACAGAGGCGUUCACACCGAAGAAAAGGCUCAUGGGUGUCGGGGUUAUGAGAAGCCCUUCAGCGGAAACUCUGACCUCACCGAACACCAGAGCGGUCACCCUGAAGAAGAACCGUGUGCGUGCAGUGUUUGUGGGAAACGCUUUAGACAGCGCACGCACCUUGGUCAACACCAAAGACUUCAUUCUGGAAAACGCACUUUUGAGUGUGGCGAAUGUGGGAAAUCUUUCCGCUUCAAAUGCAACCUCCGCAUACACCAGAGAGUUCACACUGGAGAAAAGCCUUACGAGGGUAGUGAUUGUGGGAAGUCAUUCAGCCAAAUCGCCCUUUUUACACACCAGAAAAUCCACACUGGUGAAAAGCCAUGUGAGUGUAGGGAUUGUGGGAGAUGCUUUACCUACAAAUGUAUCCUCAUUAAUCACCGGAGAGUUCACACUGGAGAAAAGCCUUACGCGUGCAGUGACUGUGGGAAGUCCUUCCACCAACGCUCUGCCCUCACUCAACACCAGAGAGUUCACACCGGUGAAAAGCCAUAUGAGUGCAGUGAUUGUGGGAAAUGCUUUAGUAUCAAACGUGUCCUCGUUAAUCACCAGAGAAUUCACACUGGAGAAAAGCCGUAUGAGUGUAGUGCCUGUAGGAAAUCGUUUCGGCAACACUCCCACCUUAUUCAACACCUUCGCGUUCAUUCUGAAGAAAAGCCUUAGGGUGUGACCAACGUGGGAAAUCUUUCAGCAAUACCUCCAGCUUCCUUCCACACCUGAGUGUGCACUCAACAGAAAGGCCCUAUCAGUGUAA
Messenger RNA from Myotis davidii, 1601 nucleotides. RefSeq names its product zinc finger protein interacting with ribonucleoprotein K-like. The record is from RefSeq and is a predicted model, not a curated record. Gene Ontology annotation, cellular component: nucleus. Lineage: Eukaryota; Metazoa; Chordata; Mammalia; Chiroptera; Vespertilionidae. Gene Ontology annotation, biological process: regulation of DNA-templated transcription.